GGACCGUCCCAUAUAAGCCGGGGCGUCCCGGGCUCGGUCGCUCGCGCUGUACAGGGGGAGGAGAAGGAACCCCUGGCGCGAGCGGAGGAGCGGGGACCUGCAGCCACAACUUCUCCCGCCCUGUCCACCUCUCCGGUCCUUCCACGGGUUCCCUGCCCCAUCCUCUGGCCCCCACCUUCUUACAAGCGUUGGGAGGGAAUUUUCCCGCAGGUUGCGAAGGGAACCCAACUUGUUGCCCACUUGCCUUCUGGUGAGGACGGCUUUCCCCCCACCCACUCAAGAUGCUCAGGGGUCCUGGGCCCCGGCUGCUGCUGCUGCUGGCGGUCCUGUGCCUGGGGACAGCGGUGCCCUCCACUGGGGCCUCGAAGAGCAAGAGGCAGGCUCAGCAAAUCGUGCAGCCCCAGUCCCCCGUGACUGUCGCUCAAAGUAAGCCUGGUUGUUUUGACAAUGGAAAACACUAUCAGAUAAACCAACAGUGGGAGCGCACCUACCUAGGCAAUGCCUUGGUGUGUACCUGUUAUGGAGGGAGUCGAGGUUUCAACUGCGAGAGCAAACCUGAGCCUGAAGAGACUUGUUUUGACAAGUAUACUGGGAACACUUACCGAGUGGGUGACACUUACGAGCGCCCUAAAGAUUCCAUGAUCUGGGAUUGUACCUGCAUCGGGGCCGGGCGAGGGAGAAUAAGCUGCACGAUUGCAAACCGCUGCCACGAAGGGGGUCAGUCCUACAAGAUCGGUGACACCUGGAGGAGACCUCAUGAGACUGGUGGUUACAUGUUGGAGUGCGUGUGUCUUGGCAACGGGAAAGGAGAGUGGACCUGCAAGCCUAUAGCUGAGAAAUGUUUUGACAAUGCUGCUGGGACUUCCUAUGUUGUUGGGGAAACCUGGGAAAAGCCCUAUCAAGGCUGGAUGAUGGUGGAUUGUACUUGCCUGGGAGAAGGCAGCGGACGCAUCACUUGCACCUCUAGAAACAGAUGCAACGAUCAGGACACAAGGUCAUCCUAUAAAAUUGGAGAUACCUGGAGCAAGAAGGAUAAUCGAGGAAACCUGCUGCAGUGCAUCUGCACAGGCAACGGCAGAGGGGAGUGGAAGUGCGAAAGGCACACAUCUCUGCAGGCCACGUCCUCUGGCUCUGGCUCCAUCACAGAUGUCCGACAAGCCAUUUACCAGCCCCCGACUCACCCCCAGCCUGUUCCCUAUGGUCACUGUGUCACAGACAGUGGUGUGAUCUACUCUGUGGGGAUGCAAUGGCUGAAGACACAAGGAAACAAGCAAAUGCUUUGCACUUGCUUGGGCAAUGGCAUCAGCUGUCAGGAGACAGCGGUAACCCAGACUUUUGGUGGCAAUUCAAACGGGGAGCCGUGCGUCUUACCGUUCGUCUACAAUGGCAGGACUUUCUACUCCUGCACCACAGAAGGGCGACAGGAUGGGCAUCUUUGGUGCAGCACGACUUGGAAUUAUGAACAGGAUCAGAAAUACUCUUUCUGUACAGACCAUACCGUUUUGGUUCAAACUCGAGGUGGAAAUUCCAAUGGUGCCUUGUGCCACUUCCCCUUCCUGUACAACAACCGCAAUUACACCGAUUGUACUUCUGAGGGCAGGAGAGACAACAUGAAAUGGUGCGGAACCACACAGAACUAUGAUGCUGACCAGAAGUUUGGAUUCUGCCCCAUGGCUGCCCAUGAGGAAAUCUGCACAACCAACGAAGGAGUCAUGUAUCGCAUUGGAGACCAGUGGGAUAAGCAGCAUGAUAUGGGCCACAUGAUGAGGUGCACGUGUAUUGGGAAUGGCCGUGGAGAAUGGACAUGUGUCGCCUACUCCAAGCUCCGAGAUCAGUGCAUUGUUGAUGACAUCACUUACAACGUGAAUGACACAUUCCACAAGCGACAUGAAGAGGGACACAUGCUGAACUGUACCUGCUUUGGUCAGGGCCGAGGCCGAUGGCAGUGUGAUCCCAUUGAUCAGUGCCAGGAUUCAGAAACUCGGACAUUUUAUCAAAUUGGAGACUCAUGGGAGAAACAUGUGCAUGGUAUCAGGUACCAGUGCUACUGCUAUGGCCGUGGCAUUGGGGAGUGGCACUGCCAGCCCUUGCAGGCCUAUCCAGGUACAUCUGGUCCUGUCCAAGUAAUUAUCACUGAGACCCCCAGUCAGCCCAACUCUCACCCCAUCCAUUGGAAUGCACCAGAACCAUCUCACAUCACCAAGUACAUUCUCAGGUGGAGACCUAAAAAUUCUGUGGGCCGUUGGAAAGACGCUACCAUUCCUGGUCACUUAAACUCCUACGUCAUCAAAGGCCUGACCCCAGGAGUGAUAUAUGAGGGGCAGCUCAUCAGUUUUCAGCAGUAUGGCCACAGAGAAGUGACACGCUUCGACUUCACCACCACCASCAGCAGCACCCCCAAAGGGACYAGCAACACCGUGACAGGAGAGACGACACCUUUGUCACCGGUGGUGGCCACAUCUGAAUCUGUGACUGAAAUCACUGCCAGCAGCUUUGUGGUCUCAUGGGUCUCAGCUUCCGAUACUUUGUCUGGAUUCCGGGUGGUGUAUGAGCUGAGUGAGGAGGGAGCUGAGCCWCGGUACCUGGAACUCCCGAGCACGGCCACUUCUGUGAGCAUCCCUGACCUGCUUCCUGGCCGAAAGUACAUUGUAAAUGUCUAUCAGAUAGCCGAAGACGGGGAGCAAAGUUUGAUUCUGUCAACCUCACAGACAACAGCUCCUGACGCCCCUCCUGACCCUACUGUGGGCCAAGUUGAUGACACYUCCAUUGUUGUUCGCUGGAGCAGACCCCAGGCACCAAUCACAGGGUACAGAAUAGUCUAUGCACCAUCAGAAGAGGGCGGUAGCACCGAGCUCAACCUCCCCGAGACUGCCAACUCUGUCACCCUCAGUGACUUGCAGCCUGGAGUUCAGUACAACAUCACCAUCUAUGCCGUGGAAGAAAACCAGGAGAGUACUCCUGUCUUCAUCCAGCAAGAAACCACGGGCACCCCACGGUCAGAUAAAGUUCCCCCUCCUAAAGACCUGCAGUUUGUGGAAGUGACAGACGUGAAGGUCACCAUCAUGUGGACACCCCCUGACAGUGCAGUGACCGGCUAUCGUGUGGAUGUGAUCCCUGUCAACUUGCCUGGGGAGCAUGGGCAGAGGCUGCCCAUUAACAGGAACACUUUUGCAGAAGUCAUGGGGUUGUCCCCCGGGGCCACCUAUUACUUCAAGGUCUUUGCCGUGAACCAGGGGAGGGAGAGCAAGCCUCUGAUUGCACAACAGACAACCAAACUGGAUGCUCCCACUAACCUCCAAUUUGUCAAUGAAAGUGACACAAGUGUCCUGGUAACUUGGACCCCACCUCGGGCCCGGAUCUCAGGGUACCGACUGACGGUGGGCCUAACCCGAGGAGGCCGGCCCAAGCAGUACAAUGUGGGGCCCUCUGUCUCCAAGUACCCCCUGAGGAACCUGCAGCCUGGGUCUGAGUACACUGUCACCCUCGUAGGUAUCAAAGGCGACCAAGAGACCCCCAAAGCCACUGGAGUCUUCUCUACAUUGCAGCCAUCGAGCUCCAUUCCACCUUUCAACACAGAGGUCACUGAGACCACCAUUGUGAUCACAUGGAUCCCUGUUCCAAGGAUUGGGUUUAAGCUGGGUGUGCGACCAAGCCAGGGAGGUGAGGCCCCACGAGAAGUGACUUCAGACUCAGGAAGCAUUGUCGUGUCUGGCUUGACUCCAGGAGUGGAAUAUGAUUACAGCGUCCAAGUCCUGAGAGAUGGGAAAGAAGUCGAACAGCCGAUUGUCAACAGAGUGGUGACACCACUGUCUCCACCGACAAACUUGCACCUGGAGGCCAACCCUGAUACUGGCGAGCUUACUGUGUCCUGGGAGAGGAGCACCACCCCAGGUAUCACUGGCUAUAGAAUCACUACCACCCCUACAAGCGGACAGCAGGGUAAUGCUUUGGAAGAAAUGGUUCGUGCGGAUCAGAGUUCUUGCACUUUUGAAAAUCUGAGUCCCGGCCUGGAAUACAAUGUCAGUGUUUACACUGUCAAAGAUGACAAGGAAAGUGUCCCUAUCUCUGAUACCAUCAUCCCAGAGGUGCCCCAACUCACUGACCUAAGCUUUGUUGAUAUAACCGAUUCAAGCAUCGGCCUGAGGUGGACCCCGCUAAACUCUUCCACCAUUAUUGGGUACCGCAUCACAGUAGUUGCAGCAGGAGAAGGGAUCCCUAUUUUUGAAGAUUUUGUGGACUCCUCAGUAGGAUACUACACAGUUACAGGGCUGGAACCCGGCAUUGACUAUGACAUCAGCGUUAUCACUCUCAUUAAUGGCGGAGAGAGUGCCCCUACUACACUGACACAGCAAACGGCUGUCCCUCCUCCCACGGACCUGAGAUUCACCAAUGUUGGUCCAGACACUAUGCGUGUCACCUGGGCGCCCCCUUCAUCUAUUGAGCUGAGCAACCUGUUGGUGCGCUACUCACCUGUGAAAAACGAGGACGAUGUUGCAGAGUUGUCGAUUUCUCCAUCAGACAACGCAGUGGUCUUAACAAACCUCCUGCCUGGGACCGAAUAUUUAGUCAGUGUUUCCAGUGUCUACGAACACCACGAGAGCAUACCUCUUAAAGGAAGACAGAAAACACGUCUUGAUUCCCCAUCUGGCAUUGACUUUUCUGACAUCACUCCCAACUCUUUCACCGUCCACUGGAUUGCUCCUCGAGCUGCCAUCACCGGCUACUGGAUUCGCCAUCAUCCUGAGCAUAGUGCCGGGAGACCCCGAGAAGAUAGAGUGCCCCCCUCUCGGAAUUCCAUCACCCUCACCAACCUCAAUCCAGGCACAGAAUAUGUGGUCAGCAUUGUUGCUCUUUAUGGCAGAGAGGAGAGUUCCCCCUUGAUUGGCCAACAGUCAACAGUUUCUGAUGUCCCAAGGGACCUGGAAGUCAUUGCCUCCACCCCCACCAGUGUACUGAUCAGCUGGGAAGCCCCUGCUGUCACAGUGAGAUAUUAUAGGAUCACCUAUGGAGAAACAGGAGGAACAAGCCCUGUUCAGGAGUUCACUGUCCCUGGGAGCAAGUCCACAGCUACCAUCAGCGACCUGAAACCUGGAGUAGAUUACACCAUCACAGUGUAUGCUGUCACUGGCCGUGGGGACAGCCCAGCCAGCAGCAAGCCAAUUUCCAUUGACUAUCGAACAGAAAUUGACAAGCCAUCCCAGAUGCAAGUGACUGAUGUUAAGGAUAACAGCAUUAGUGUCAGGUGGCUGCCUUCAAGUUCUCCAAUUACUGGUUACAGAGUGACCACCAUUCCCAAAACGGGCAAAGGACCAUCACAAACUAGAACUGCAGGUCCAGAUCAAACAGAAAUGACCAUUGAAGGCUUGCAGCCCACAGUGGAGUAUGUGGUUAGUGUUUAUGCUCAGAAUGGAAAAGGAGAAAGCCAGCCCCUGGUUCAAACUGCAGUAACCAACAUUGAUCGCCCUAAAGGACUGGCAUUCACUGAUGUGGAUGUCGAUUCCAUCAAAAUUGCUUGGGAAAGCCCACAGGGGCAAGUUUCCAGGUACAGGGUGACCUACUCAAGCCCUGAGGAUGGAAUCCAUGAGCUAUUCCCUGCACCUGAUGGUGAAGAAGACACUGCAGAGCUGCAAGGCCUCAGGCCGGGUUCUGAGUACACAGUCAGUGUGGUUGCCUUGCACGAUGAUAUGGAGAGCCAGCCCCUGAUUGGAACCCAGUCCACAGCCAUCCCUGCUCCAACCAACCUGAGGUUCACUCAGAUUACACCAACAAGCUUUAGUGCCCAGUGGACACCACCCAAUGUCCAGCUCACUGGAUAUCGGAUACGAGUGACCCCCAAAGACAAGAAGACCGGACCAAUGAAGGAAAUCAACCUCGCUCCUGACAGCACCUCUGUGGUUGUAUCAGGACUCAUGGUGGCUACCAAAUAUGAAGUGAGUGUCUAUGCUCUUAAGGACACACUGACCAGCAGACCAGCUCAGGGGAUCAUCACCACUCUUGAGAAUGUCAGCCCUCCCAGAAGGGCUCGUGUGACAGACGCUACUGAGACCACCAUCACCAUUAACUGGCGAACCAAGACCGAGACGAUCACUGGUUUCCAAGUUGAUGCCGUCCCAGCCAAUGGCCAGACGCCAGUUCAGAGAACCAUCGGCCCAGAUGUCAGAAGCUAUACCAUCACAGGUUUGCAACCCGGCACGGACUACAAGAUCUACCUGUAUACCCUGAACGACAAUGCCCACAGCUCCCCCGUGGUCAUCGAUGCCUCCACUGCCAUUGAUGCACCAUCUAACCUGCGCUUCCUGACCACCACCCCCAACUCCUUGCUGGUAGCAUGGCAGCCGCCCCGUGCCAAGAUCACUGGCUACAUCAUCAAAUAUGAGAAGCCUGGGUCCCCUCCCAGAGAAGUGGUCCCUCGGCCCCAACCUGGUGUCACAGAGGCCACUAUUACUGGCCUAGAACCAGGAACCGAGUACACAAUCUACAUCAUUGCCCUGAAGAACAACCAGAAGAGUGAGCCCCUGAUUGGGAGGAAAAAGACAGAUGAGCUUCCCCAACUGGUAACCCUUCCUCACCCCAAUCUUCAAGGACCAGAGAUCUUGGAUGUUCCCUCCACAGUUCCAAAGACCCCAUUCAUCACCAGCCCUGGGGUUGACAAUGGAAACGGUAUUCAGCUUCCUGGCACAAGCCAUCGGCAGCCCAGUUUGGGGCAACAAAUGGUCAUUGAGGAACAUGGUUUUAGGAGGACCACACCACCCACAGCGGUCACCCCCGUAAGGCAUAGGCCAAGACCAUACUCGCCGACAAUAGAUGAGAUUCAUGUCCCCAGGGGAGAAGUAGACUACCACCUCUACCCUCACAUUACGGAGCUCAAUCCAAAUGCCUCUACAGGACAAGAAGUUCUCUCUCAGACAACCAUCUCUUGGACCCCGUUCCAGGACAGUUCUGAGUAUAUCAUUUCAUGUCAGCCCAUUGGCACGACAGAAGAACCCUUACAGUUCCGAGUUCCUGGAACUUCCACCAGUGCCACUCUGACAGGCCUUACCCGAGGGGCCACCUACAACAUCCUAGUGGAGGCAAUGAAAAACCUGAAGAGGCACAAGGUUCUGGAGGAGGUUGUGACUGUGGGCAACCCUGGCCCAAACCAACCUAUUGAUGACACCUGCUAUGACCCCUACUCGGCUUCCCAUUAUGACAUUGGAGACGAAUGGGAGCGAAUAUCUGAAACUGGUUUUAAACUCACGUGCCAGUGCUUAGGCUUUGGCAGUGGGCAUUUCAGAUGUGAUUCAUCUAAAUGGUGCUACGACAAUGGUGUGAACUACAAGAUUGGGGAGAAGUGGACUCGCAGGGCAGACACCGGCGAGAUGCUGAGCUGCACGUGCCUGGGCAAUGGGAAAGGAGAAUUCAAGUGUGAUCCCGAUGGGACAACAUGCUACGAUGAUGGGAAGGUUUACCAGGUGGGAGAACGGUGGCAGAAGGAAUUUUUAGGUGCCAUUUGUUCCUGCACAUGCUUUGGAGGCCAGCAGGGCUGGCUCUGUGACAACUGUUACAGACCAGGUGGUUCAACUGUUCCUGAAGGCCCCUCCUCAGGUCACUCCCCCAACCAGUAUACACCGAGAUAUCAUCAGAGAACAAACACUAAUGUUGAUUGCCCAAUCGAGUGCUUCAUGCCUUUAGAUGUGCAGGCUGACAAAGAAGAUUCCAGAGAGUAAUAUUUGCAACCCAACGGAACAAGCAUCUAUGUCUGCCAUGGUCUAUCCGAAGUCGAGUGAUGUUAGCAGAUUCCAUCUUUGAAUGUUUGUUUCUUUCUUAGCCUUUUGCUCUGGAGACUCCAGCUUCAGCUCAACUCACAGCUUCUCCAAGCAUCACCCUGGGAAGUGUUUUGAGACUUUUCUCAUAAAUUAGGGCAGUAUGUUGCCUGUUCUGCUUCAGAAUCGUCAAUACUGCUCAGUAUUUUAAAUGAAAUGAUUCUCGGUCUGAUUUGGUUUGCAUAAUGUAUUGAAUAAUGUUACCAAAAUUUUAAAUAGGAAAGUUGCCCAAACACUUCUGCUUUCAUUUAAUUGUCUGGCCCACAAUACUAUAGGAAUGGCGUGUCCUUGCUACUGUGAUAUUUAAAAUAUCCACAGUACUCACUUCUUCCAAAUGAUUCUAACAGUUGCUUAGAAGUGUCUUUCUCUUACCUGUUAUUUAUCAAUUUUUCUCAGUAUUUUUAUACAGAAAAAAAUUGUAUUGAAGACACUUGGUAUGCGGUUGAUAAGAGAAAUUUGGUAUAAUUAUGGUUGGUGAUUAUUUUUUAUACUGUAUGUGCCAAAGCUUUACUACUGUGGAAAGACAACUGUUUUAAUAAAAG
Molecule: messenger RNA, 8344 nt
Organism: Urocitellus parryii (Arctic ground squirrel)
Lineage: Eukaryota; Metazoa; Chordata; Mammalia; Rodentia; Sciuridae
Gene: Fn1
Product: fibronectin 1
Biological process (GO): cell-matrix adhesion; heart development; cell-substrate junction assembly
Cellular component (GO): extracellular region
Molecular function (GO): proteoglycan binding; extracellular matrix structural constituent; integrin binding
Source: RefSeq, a predicted model, not a curated record